AAACCAUACAAACCAUUGGCUUCAAUACAUUAGUCCAUCACUACUGCAAUACAUUCAAUGUUGACGUUGCUUAUGAACGACCCGUCAUAGUGUGUCUCCAAACGGGUGUUGUAUUGUAUUAAUAGUAUUGACUGACAAACAAUUGGUCACAAAAUUCAAGUUUUUUGUCGACAAACACAUCGACAAUGAAGAGUACGGAACCAAUGGACACGUCGUUUGCAGACAAUAUUCAUCACUAUAUGAAUUCACAAUCGGUUCAGACAUAUCUGCAUAGUCUUAGUGGUCAAGAGAAACGGUUUAGUGUUGUCGACGCCGAUCACAAUUACGCCAAACCGUGGAAUCGACACCCGGACGGCCAGAUCCGGGCAAAAGCGGCCAAAUUUUUGUUUAUGAAGAACUUCCCGAAACAUUUUGCUAAAAGAUAUCUUUAUAUGAAUUUGAUGCAACCAAUAGAUGUGGAAACUGUGGACACCGUUAAAUUGCCGCCAUUUGUGUCGGCCAAUGACUUGAAGCCGAAGAGCACAAUUCAAAUGUUGACUCCCGAAGAUCUCAAUAGCAAUGARUUGACAACACCGACGAAAACAGGRUGGACGCCACAGAUGAACAAAUUGUGGACUCAAGCCGUCGAUAUUCUCAGUUCGGAUCGUUUAACACGACUUACGUACGAUUCUCUGCCGAAUGAAGUGAUACUCAAAAAGAAUUUAAUGGAGAGAACGACCACUAAGUUUCGGUACUUGUUUGCGGCCACCGGUUGGGACAUCAAUCAGAUCUCAUGGCUCAACACAACACUUAAUGAAUAUUUAGGACCAGUAUUUCUCGGUCCAUAUCAUGAGGCCAUGAAUAUCUUGAGGAAUAAGAUCCCAACAUUAAUGGACAAAUUUUAUGUGCCGUCRAAAUAUGAAGCAUUAAUGCGAUCAACAAAAUCAAUAAGCGGUGAUCCCAUCCAAUCAAUGCUUAAUAGCUAUAAAUCGAAACGCAUAAACGGAAGCCCACUAUUUCUCAUUGUACCAAAUGGWCCACAAGUGGCGCAUCAGAUGACAUCACAGCGUAUGAAGUAUUGGCACAAUUUGUUUGGUUCAUUGGGGAAAGUCAUAACAAUUAAUGCUGUAUUGAGACCUUACGAAAUAGUGAACGACUUCAUGAAUGAGAUCCGAUAUUCUGUACGCGAGAAGAUUAAAGAGUGUAAGUCUACGUUCAAUGAGGGCCGACCUCUSGUACUCGUGGGCUUUGGUCACUCUUCACUAGUGGCCGCACACUGCGCACUGGACAACGCAUCAAAUGUUAAUGCAACCAUUUGCUUGGGUUUCCCAUUGACAGCAAUCAAUGGUUUCCGAGGAGAUUUGGAUGACCCGUUGUUAGAGACUACAGUUCCCACAAUGUUUGUCAUCGGCCAGAACUCAACAAUGGCAACACUCGACGAUAUGGAAGACUUUAGAGAGCGCAUCACUAAAACAGAAACGGGUUUAGUAGUGGUCGGCGGCGCUAAUGAUCGACUUUCUGUGUCCAACAAUAAAAAGAAGUUCGAAGGCAUCACACAAGCAAUGGUCGACCGCUGUAUUGCCGAUGAAAUCUAUGAUUUUGUUAGCAGUGCUCUCAAUCCAAGCACACAGUCAUACCCACAAUCACGCAAUUCGGCUAAAAAUACAUCCAAUAAGACACCGUUAGGUGUGACAGCUAUUCCAAAGCCUAAACCCAGACGACGUCCACCAAAUCGAGAUAAAGAUCGCGAUUCAAGAAGUAGAUCGAGAAAAAAGCCAAAAUCAUCGGAUAUUACUAAAGUUGAAAAACCUAAUAAAGAGACACCAAUUAAAGUUAAUGCAUCGGAAAAUAAAAAACCUGAACCACCUGUCACUGCAUCUGCAUCUGCAAAACCAACUCCAGCCAUAAAAGUUGAUACUCCGGUACUUAAACCGAGUACUAGUACAGCUGCACCACUACCACCACAUCCUACAGAACCAGCUAUUCAGAUGUUAUCUGAAAAGACUACGAAACCUAAUCCCGAACAAAACAUUACCCCAGAAUCGGUUCCUCUGACUCCCAUUCCUACAGAAGGAACUUUAACUCCUAAGACUGAAAGACAUUAUGGGCUUAGUUAUGGUAUUUCUGAAAUGCCAACUGUUAUCAGUCAAAGCGCUACACGAACUGGACGUCAAAUAAGAGCCCCUAAAUCAUUGGAUGUUUAA
Molecule: messenger RNA, 2183 nt
Organism: Oppia nitens
Lineage: Eukaryota; Metazoa; Arthropoda; Arachnida; Sarcoptiformes; Oppiidae
Gene: Rcd1
Product: KAT8 regulatory NSL complex subunit 3-like
Exons: 4
Coding region: 186-2183 (665 amino acids)
Biological process (GO): positive regulation of transcription by RNA polymerase II
Cellular component (GO): NSL complex
Source: RefSeq, a predicted model, not a curated record